AUGUUCGAAUCACAACCGGGGCCAUCUCGGUCGCCCAGGGGGCUUGCCCUCUUCACAUUUGCAUUGCUGGCUGGCAGUGGCAUUCCGCUUGUCCAAGGUCUCCGGACAACCAGUGGGUCGCCAUGUGCAAGCAUCUGCCACAAGCUAUCUCCCAAUACGACAGCGUCCCAAAUUGCGUGUCUUGAUAGCCAGUUCAACAACGGCAAGGGCAAGGACUUUGAAGAUUGUAUCACCUGCCAGUUGGAAAGCACGUAUGUAGAUCGGUUAAGUGGGGAGACGGACGUGGACUGGGGAUUGUACAACUUGCGGUAUGCGUUCACGUCGUGUGUGUUCGGAUACCCAGAAAUAGCAGCCAACAUCUCAACACCUUGCACGGUCGGAUGUGGAGGCAUUCAAGCCGCCUCCGAGCUCAACCUGUUGGAUCCCAGCGCCGACAACUUCCACAAUUGGUGUGGUUCGACGGGGUUUGCCGACAAUUCCAUCAACAGCUGCGAGUUUUGUUAUAAUCUCACGUAUUCCAUGGGAUACCAACAGGUGUAUAUUGCCAACUUCCUCGAAUCCAUCCGGUAUGAUUGUCACCUGAGAACGGCCGUCGGGUACGUCUUUGGCAUUGCGCCCUCGCGAAUCUUCUCCGAUGUCCUCCUCCCAUCCACACUAUCUCUCGCAACGACUUCCCCGUCCAAACCGGGCCCCAACCUAGGCAUCGUGAUUGCCAUUCCCAUCGUAGGCUUUCUCAUCCUCGUCCUCGGCCUCGCAGGCUGUUGCUACUUCUUCAUCCGAUGGCGACGCAGAAGACGCGCCGGCCGCGGACGACGCCAGAACCCACCUUUUGAUAUGUGGCACGAUCCCUCUCACUUGCAGCCCCAACAGGGCCCAGGCGGAGCGGGAUACUCGCCCCAGAUGUACAGCACGGGUUAUACCGGUCAAGCCCAGAACCCCGAGUAUGGACCAGGAUUUGGCAUCUCGUUCGCAAGUGGCCAUGGUCAGGGACAUUCGCCUAGUGAUGAAGCCAAGAAUUCAUACUCGUACGAGCUUCGAGAGACCUCGCCUUCAGACCUUCAUCCCACCAUGCAAAUAGGUGGGCAUGGGUACGAAGUGGGUAGAAAGACGCCGUACAUGGAUCAGAUCACUCAAUCCCCUUCGUCCCCUUCGGCGUAUGUGUCUCCGCAAGCGGGGGCGGGACACUGGCAGUUUCAGCCUGAUCAAAAGCCGCCUCUUUGA
Messenger RNA from Penicillium diatomitis, 1221 nucleotides. RefSeq lists its product as uncharacterized. The coding region runs from base 1 to 1221 and encodes 406 amino acids. The transcript is spliced from 3 exons. The record is from RefSeq and is a predicted model, not a curated record. NCBI's taxonomy places the organism in Eukaryota, Fungi, Ascomycota, Eurotiomycetes, Eurotiales, Aspergillaceae.